AUGGCCCCCCACACCCCAAAACGAGCCUGCGAUCAAUGUCACACACUAAAAGAAAAAUGCCGACGACCGAGUGCAACAAUCUCGUGCGAGCGAUGUGACCGUUUAAACCAAACCUGCAGAACGACACGAAACCUCGGAAAGCCCGGACGGAAACCACGCGUCGCAAUAAAACUAUCCUAUAAUCUUCCACCCAGCUUCGGUUCAGUCACCCGCAGCGCAAAGACACUUGACCUAUCUUCAUCCCAAAAUACACCAUAUCCCCAUUCCUACCUCCCCUUCGACGAAGGACUAUCCAGCAACCCAGCCCUGUUUCCCGAACUAGAUCAGUGGGAAAGGCAUUUCUUGAAUCUGAUGAAAGACAUCGUCGCACCAUCCCCGCUAGACAAGUUCCUGAUUGGACCAAGCUUCCGCGAGUCACACCACCGUUUGUUCGUGCAGAACCUGCUCCGACCCGCCCCCACAUCUGUAUUGAAAGACGCCACAAUCGCCUGUGCCGCAGUGCUCCUUGGAGACCAAUAUGCGCAGUAUACCAAAACAAGCGUCGAGAUCGGACACCGACGAGCUGCACUGGCUGUGUCGGGGUUGCGGUCAUUGAAAAUAUCCAAGGAGCAAGAUCUGGUUACUGCGCUCGUAGUUGGCAUGUCUAUGGUGACGUUUGCUAUGCAUGUUGCCGAUGGUCAGCCGUUUCUUAUAUCGCAUUAUACGCUGACGCUGGUCAAACCGGUGUAUCGGACUAUCUUGGCUAUGGAUCCUAGUGCUAUGGAUUUCUUGAUGUGUUUGGUUAGUACGGAGACGAUUGAAUGUCUGCUGAGGUCUGAGAUUCCGACUAUCCGCAUCGGUGAACAUGAUCGCUACAAUGUGGUUGAUCGGUAUCUUGGGCUUAGCUCGUCGCUUUUUGCUCACUUCUAUGAUAUCUGUGAGGCCAGUUAUUCGAUGAAGCUUACUGGUGGAAGAAUUAAUAUUGAGAUGGUGGAACGACUGGACACGAUACAAGAUUCUCUGGAGCGAUGGCAAUCAUCGCCCUCACCAGAAAUUCUUGGGAAAUUUACUCAGUCUGAGGUUUUGGGGAUGCUCGCUCAGGCUGAGAUCCUCCGUCUUGCGGCUUUGCUUAUUGUACAUCGGAUACGCCAUCCCUUUGGCCAACGCGACAAGGAAGCAUUGCAGCUGUCCAGUGCUAUUACCGCGAAGAUCGAUAUGGUAUUGCAAUCGACAGGGCGCUCAAUACCAUGCAUGCCACUACCCUAUAUGGCUGCAUGCUUUGAGAUUGACGGGGCUGAAGCGCGGGCCGCAGUCACUCGCAAGAUUCAUAAAGUCGUGACAUUCUCCCAGCAAUGGCAGCUUCAAGUUACGCGCUCCAUAUCCUCGGUAUGGAAUGCAAGGGACCGCGGAGACCAAAUCUACUGGUUCAAUCUAGAUAAUUGUAUACGCAAGAUGCCUUCCACAUGA
Molecule: messenger RNA, 1446 nt
Organism: Penicillium concentricum
Lineage: Eukaryota; Fungi; Ascomycota; Eurotiomycetes; Eurotiales; Aspergillaceae
Product: Zn(II)2Cys6 transcription factor
Exons: 1
Coding region: 1-1446 (481 amino acids)
Biological process (GO): regulation of DNA-templated transcription
Molecular function (GO): zinc ion binding; DNA-binding transcription factor activity, RNA polymerase II-specific
Source: RefSeq, a predicted model, not a curated record